CGGAGCCAACUUUCCAACAGUCACAAGCUCCACACGCGUUCUCUCUUUUUCACCCAGUUUACAAAGAGAAAAUAACAACAAUCAUCUGAAGAUAUAACGAACCAUCGUUUUGUAAAAUCAAGAUGGUUAUUCCGUGGAUGGCAUUCGUCAUCUCCUCUGCUCUUCUGUGUCUCACUUCCGCAUCAAAAGUGUCAGGCGUACAACACAAAGUCAAAUGCGACACGGCUGAAAUGGCAGUAGAAAUGAUUCUACCUGAUACUGUCACUGAUGUUUAUCUGGAAGGAAUGAAAGAAUACGGCAAAGACAUUGGUUGCCAACCGAUGAUGGAGGGUAACACGGCCUCUUUCCGCCUGUCCAUCGCCCAGUUCUACCGUUGCGGAAUGACCAAAGUCGUCGACCAUACGAACGGCCAUCGAGUUUACUAUCAUCGGAUUGUGGUCGAAAGUGAAUCGCAAGAAAAGGAAUCUAUACUCGUUAAAUGCGGGUGGAUGCCACAUCAUCCGGAACGCCAUCGCGCCAAACGUCAGGGGGACCAACUGUCACCGGAUUUCCAGGAAGAUGAGGAGUAUGACAUCACUGUAAUUGAAGGACGAGCACCAGAGCCUAUUUUGGGCAUAGCCGUGCGCCAAAAUGGCCAAUUAGUCGGUUCGGAUUUGAAUGUUCAACCGGGAACCCUCCUGCAAAUGGAAGUUUAUCUGGAUCCUAACAGCACUUCUACUUACGGCCUUAGAGUUUCUUACAUGGACGUAACGGACCGACGAACCAAAGAGGAAACCAUUAUUCUCAACGGAUGCUCAGUAGAUCCGUAUCUCUUUGAGAAUUUCAAUACCGUCGAUGGAGAUACAUUGACGGCUAGAUUUAGAGCUUUCAAGUUCCCCGAGACCAACUUUGUCCUUUUCCGGGGUACCAUUGAUGUUUGUCUCGACCGUUGUUCGGGGGUUGAGUGCAGUAACGACCAAUUGGCUUUCGGUCGUAAAAGGCGAGCGGCAUCACAAACAACAGGGGCAGCCAAGUUGGACCGGACCGACCGAGUUUUCGAAGUUUCAAUGACCACCUUGGUCAAAUUCGAUGCUGAAACAGCCCUUCAGAAAGACGUGUUAGAAUCAAGCCAGGCCAAAGGAGUAGACACGGUCGAACAACCCAUUCAAGCACAACAAUCGCAGUCACUGCUCAACGAAUCUGAGCCGUCAUCGAAAGCGUCGUCUGCUCCUCAGCAACCAUCUGGUCACGUCGAACCACAACCAGAGCCUAUUGCCGAAUCUAAAGUAUCACCAUCGUUGGCUGCCAAGACUGAUUCAACAUUUUCGCUGGUCCUUUGCUUUAUUGCUUUUGUGGCUUGCUUGUACAACAAGUACUAAUCAAACUAUUAGAAUUUUAUAGGGGACUAAACAUCGAUUAACUCACCUAACCCAAAAUUUUUUAAAUGUACUCUCCAAAGUGAUGCAGUUGCGUUUCACCAGCUAUUGUUGCUACCUUUGUACUAUUGAAUCGAUUAAAAGCACCCGCCCGAAAGGCGUUUGCAAAAAUAAAAUCUAAAUUGGU
This is a messenger RNA of Daphnia carinata, 1542 nucleotides long. RefSeq lists its product as uncharacterized. The transcript is spliced from 8 exons. NCBI's taxonomy places the organism in Eukaryota, Metazoa, Arthropoda, Branchiopoda, Diplostraca, Daphniidae. Bases 123 to 1358 code for a protein of 411 amino acids. The record is from RefSeq and is a predicted model, not a curated record.